AUGGGCAUCAAGUAUGGGUUCGGUCGCCAUGUUUGGGACCUUGAUACAACUACGGUCGUUCCAAACGUUAUCAUGUUCGACUACCUGGCACAGACGUUCGGCAUUGCUGGUGUUGGGUUACAAAUCUUGACCAAUUCGAUAUUGAUCAUCAUUCUAUUUGUUCAAUGCCCGGGACAUGCGUCUGCUAUCUGGAAUCAGAAUGGGCAAGAUAAAUGCUGGGAUGUCCGCAUCCAAGCAUACUACGGUGCAAUGGCAGCCUCCGUUAUGAAAGCAGUACAAACCCAAGUCCUCGCACACGCAGACGAUGAUCCAACCGUUGCAACCGUCAACUACGAUCGCUGGAUAUACAUCGAAGCCUACUUGGUCAUCAUAACGGCAUCGAUACCUUGUCUCAGAUCGUUAUUACGAUCUGUUCGAGGACGGACAAUUGAAACCGGGCGGAGCACAUACGAGUUGAGUUCGCCAUACGCUGGAAACUCGAUACCCACAUCUAGAUCCCGGAGGUUGACACCGACAAUAACCGGGAAGUCAAUGAUACGUAUCUCUGAUAAUUCUAGCGCGGAUGAUAUUUUGGAAUGGAAUAAUAAUGAGAUUGAUGGAGUACACGAGAUGACCGAGUCGAAAAAGUCGAUACAUGCCUGUGUAUAA
Molecule: messenger RNA, 648 nt
Organism: Penicillium hordei
Lineage: Eukaryota; Fungi; Ascomycota; Eurotiomycetes; Eurotiales; Aspergillaceae
Exons: 3
Coding region: 1-648 (215 amino acids)
Source: RefSeq, a predicted model, not a curated record